AUGAACAAGCGAGCGCUUCACGAUGAGACGACUCACAGUCCAGCCAAACGUCUGCGAGUCGACACAGAGCGCGAGCUACGGCAAGCACGCUAUCUCCUCACGAGGGUCUUUGGCAAACAGGACUACCGGGGCAAGCAGGAGGAAGUGAUCACUGCCGCACUUCAAGGCCAUGACUGUCUCCUCAUUGCGCCUACAGGCAUGGGCAAGAGCCUUUGCUUCCAAGUCCCGGCGGUAGCUGCACCGCACGGCUUGACCAUCGUCGUAAGCCCAUUGAUUGCUCUCAUGGACGAUCAGUUGCAAGCACUCGACAAGCUGAACAUCGCCGCCGGCAGCCUGUCCAGCAAGACAGACCCAGAUCAAGCGCGGUUGAUCUUGCGUGACAUGCACAGCGGACACCCAAAGACGAGGCUGCUUUACGUCACUCCCGAGCGAAUAGCGUUGAUCAGUUUUCAGAGAGUGCUCAGGGUGCUUUACAAUCACGGCGAGCUCUCACGCUUGGUCAUCGACGAGGCGCACUGUAUAUCCCAAUGGGGCAAAGACUUUCGACCCGAUUACGCUCAGCUCGGUCUCUUCAGACAGCUUUUUCCCCGUGUACCCAUCAUGGCUCUCACAGCAAGCGCGACGCCCAAAGUGGCGGACGAUAUCAUCACCUCGCUCAACCUCCACGAAAACACAUUGAGACGGUUCGAGCAGUCGUUCAACCGAGCAGAGCUGUACUAUGAGGUCGCAUAUGUCAAUGCCGGUCCUGAACAGAAGCGUCAGCAGAUCCUCGAGUACAUCAAGAAGAUGACAAAGGCCAGGCGUGAUGAGCCACCGCCGAUCAUCUCAGGCAUCAUCUACUGCCGCGCCAAGCAAACCUGUGACGAUCUCGCUGCCUGGCUCGACGCCCAGGGUAUCGCUGCAAAGCCCUAUCAUAGAGACGUCACUGAGAAAGAGCUGACCACGACGCAGUACCAGUGGCUCAACAACGAACAGCUCGCUAGCGAGAGCAAAACGCGCGUCGACGUCGUCGUAGCGACUGUCAAGUUCGGAAUGGGCAUUGACAAGGCCUCAUGUCGCUAUGUGAUCCACUACGAUCUGCCGACCUCGUUCGAAGGGUAUUAUCAAGAGAGCGGUCGGGCGGGUCGGGAUGGCAAUAUCGCUCGCUGUUUGAUCUUCUACGAUCGUAUGGAUGCAGCUCGUUUGCAGCAUCUCAUCUCCGCCAGCAUGAAGGCUCGCAACGCUCAUGCUGCAAAAGUGGGCGUACCGUCAACACAGGGACUGGUGACAAGUAGCGACUCGGUCAUCAAUUAUUGCGAGAACGUCACGACAUGUCGGCAUGAAGUCAUUGCUCGAUACUUCGGCGAGACGAUAGACGAAGCGAAUGUCGCGCGACUGUGCCAUCAGAUGUGCGAUGUUUGCAAGUUCCCAGAACGAACGCGUACUCGCAAAAAGCUGCUAGAUGCGAGUCCGAGCGAAGACGAUGGUGCCAGUUCCGCAGCUCUCGUACCGAUGAUAGAUCCAGCUAGUGAUGCGUUCGACGCUGUCUGUGACGACUCUAGUGAUAUAGAUGACGUCUAUCCGGUCGAGCCGGUCGAUGGCGAAAAUGCUGAUCCUCACGAAUCGUUCCUCGACUCACUCGACGCAGAGACUCGGCUGCCUUCCUCUCCGCCUAUAGCGAAUGUGCCGGUGCCUGUGCCUGUGCAUGAGAUCGCAGAAGACGAAGAGCUCCCCGAGGCUCUGCCACUGAAGUCGCGGAAUAACAAUCUGCCAAGACCAAACAUGGUAGAGCCCCCUGCCAAAGAGGCGCCCGCUCGCAGACCAACGAAAAGCGGGACUGGCUUCAAGGUACCUUUCAGGAGUGAAGCCGAAGGCGCGAUGCAAGCUGCCAAGUUGGCCGUGACGCCGGACCAGCCCGAUGAUAUCUGGCCGUCUUUCAAGUGCAAGCUUGUGCCUUCGUCAGGCUGGGCGAAAGACAUCAGCAAAGAAACGCGUGCAAGCUCUUGCAAGAGUAUCUAUCUCGAGCUCAUCCGCGCGAUGUUGGCACGAGGCGGUUUGCGCAAAGUCGAAGAGGAAGAGCGAAUGUUUGAUGAGCUGGACGGCGGAUCAAUUGAUACACAACGGCUGACUUGCCUCAGUACUGUUUCGACGGAGAUCGAAAGCGAUUGCUUUUGGCGGUCGCUUGGCGAAGCUGGGUAUGUCGAGCAAGUAUCUCGCAUCAAAAUCGGAUUGCGUAUCAUGCGCACGAGAAAUGACUGGACAGAAGCUGUUUCGGCCAGCCAUCAAUUGGAGCAAGUCGAGGCAGUUCUCGUCAGUCUGAGGCGUGGCGCGCAGCUGUACGCUGCAAAGCGCGGCAAGGCAUAG
Messenger RNA from Mixia osmundae IAM 14324, 2343 nucleotides. RefSeq lists its product as uncharacterized. Gene Ontology annotation, biological process: double-strand break repair via homologous recombination. Lineage: Eukaryota; Fungi; Basidiomycota; Mixiomycetes; Mixiales; Mixiaceae. Gene Ontology annotation, molecular function: ATP binding; 3'-5' DNA helicase activity; four-way junction helicase activity. The record is from RefSeq and is a predicted model, not a curated record. Bases 1 to 2343 code for a protein of 780 amino acids. The transcript has 5 exons. Gene Ontology annotation, cellular component: cytoplasm; chromosome.